AGGAGAGCUUAAGGCUGAUUAUUUAGAACUUCUGAACUCCUCUCUGAACUUCUUAAAACUUCUGACACAUAAGAUAGUUAGAUUUACCAGAUAUGUGUUCAUUUGGACAAGGUGGAACUCACUGCAUAAAGGUACUAGCAAUGACCUUCAUAGAUGUGUCCAAGAGAAGGAAGUAAAGCAGACAGAUUUAUGUGAAAUUUAUGCCAUCACUUUUCUGUCAGUUAUUGUUAAAAUGCUGAGAAAAGUAUUUCAAGUUACCAGAAAUUCUAACAACUGUCUCUUUAGAAGUAUUUGUGAACAUAAGUCAAGUCUUCAGGCUGUUGAAUGUACAGUUCUGCAAGUACCAAGUGUGGGAUUAAGUACCACCCAUUAUCUGCUAGACAAAAGCAUAAAGAAAAAAAAUUUAACACUUGAAGAAGGAUUAACCCGUGAAUAUAAAUUGUCUCAAAAUGUAGGUGAAACAUUUUAUACAGAAUUUGAGGAGAAAACAUUUACAGAUUUUUCAUGGGGCAGGAAAGUUUUUCCCGACCACUUAACAGGUGCAACAGUUGUAAAUAAUGUACGGUAUGAUGAGCUCCCAAUUGUACAUAUGAAAUGCUCAAACAACAACAUAGUUUAUUCUGUCACAGAUCAUACAGGUAAACAAUAUUUUUCAUGGUCAGGGGGUCUUGAGGGUUUUAAGAACAAGAAAAAGGGCAGCACUAUGGCGGCUCAAGCCUCUGCCAUGUCUGUAGCUAAGCGGGCAGUAGAAACACUGGGUAUCAAAGUUGUCAGAGUUAAAAUGAGAGGAUUGGGACAAGGAAGAGUGUCAGCACUUCGAGGAUUGCAAAUAGGAGGGCUUUCGAUAGUAUCCCUCACAGAUACCUCCUCUAUAAAGCAUUCUUUUUUGAAAGGGCGUAAACCAAGAGUGAUAUAAUCUGGUGUUUUGCAAAUGCAAGACCAAUUGACAUGGACUGUAAAGCUGUGGCAGAGAUGUCUUAAUAAUUAAAAGCAUGCAAUCCGACUUUCAAGUCCAGAAGUUGAUAUGCAAGUAGUGAUCACUUGAAAAUACACUUGGGCAAAUCACAAAAAAUGAUGUGCAAGCAUAAUAUACAGUUGUCUUUAGAAAAUCCUCUUAACAUUUUGGGGAUGUCUGGGCCAUCUUCCAACCUUACUAUGGCACGUGUCAUCUGGGAUCUGAACUGUAAAUCUGACAAGUCCAUACCACAUUCUGAAAUGGCAAAAUUCCAAGUACACUGUAUCAUUUAUCAUAGUACAUUUGUAGAUCUUCUUUUGGACAUGGUUAUUUACUAUAGCUGAGUGAAACAUAUUGGAAGUCAGGCUUAUCCAAAACAAUUAUAAAAGAAACCAGAAAAUUGAUGGUAAUUUAAGAAAUUUACACACUGGUUCAUGUAUGCCGUUACAUGUAGUUAGAUUAAUGUCAUUACAAUUAUAAAUAAACUUUGGUCAUUCAGUAUUAUAUAUUUGAUUAGUGGUUUUUCAUUAUAUAUAAAUCUAAUAUUACAGUGAAAUGACUGGUAAUAAGACAAUAUGAAAGAGAAAACAAAUUGGGUCCUGGUUAAGGUUGUAUGCCAUAUCAUCACUGCAAAGUUGCAGAUGCUCAGUGAAA
This is a messenger RNA of Lingula anatina, 1609 nucleotides long. Its product is annotated as small ribosomal subunit protein uS11m. The record is from RefSeq and is a predicted model, not a curated record. Gene Ontology annotation, molecular function: structural constituent of ribosome. Gene Ontology annotation, cellular component: ribosome. NCBI's taxonomy places the organism in Eukaryota, Metazoa, Brachiopoda, Lingulata, Lingulida, Lingulidae. Gene Ontology annotation, biological process: translation.